AUGGCUUCCCUGUCCUGGGCUUGGAGCGAGGGAUCGUGGUAUGUUGCGGACUACGCCAAGUCUGCACGAUCGAGUUGCAAGGAGUUCCGCUGCAAGCAAAAGAUCAACAGUGGAGAGCUUCGGAUAGGUCUUGAAGCUCCCGAGAACGACCACCGCGGCAGCCAGCUUGGCUGGUACCAUCCGGGCUGCCUCUGGAAGACCUUUAAAUACAAAUCCAAUGCCAAUAAGGAGAUUACAUCAACGGGAGACAUCCAUGGAUUUCAGAAGCUCAAAGCAGACGAUCAAGCCAAGAUAAAGAUGCUGCUGGAAGGGAGGCAAUCGGAUGAGCCCCCAGUCGGGGCCUUGGCCCCUGCUGCUUCCGCUGCCUUGCGCCGAAAGGUGAUUUCGAAAAUAGAAGGGAACCAGAUGACCCUUACAGGUGCUACCUUCCAUUUCAAGGAGGACUUGAAGAAGUUUGGUGCAAAGUUCGAUGGUGAGACCAAAGCCUGGGUCAUCACGAAACAGGAAAACGAUUCUUUCGACGAUGUGUUGAAGUUUUUUGCUGGAGACGGCCAAGAGAAAAGUGGCGUAGGGUCCUCCAACAAACGUCAGAGGACUUGA
Symbiodinium sp. CCMP2456 is the source of this 600-nucleotide messenger RNA. NCBI's taxonomy places the organism in Eukaryota, Dinophyceae, Suessiales, Symbiodiniaceae. The record is from the annotation of a GenBank genome assembly.